This is a messenger RNA of Ficedula albicollis (Collared flycatcher), 2501 nucleotides long. Its product is annotated as melanotransferrin-like. Lineage: Eukaryota; Metazoa; Chordata; Aves; Passeriformes; Muscicapidae. Bases 206 to 2428 code for a protein of 740 amino acids. Gene Ontology annotation, cellular component: plasma membrane; recycling endosome; early endosome. The transcript is spliced from 19 exons. The record is from RefSeq and is a predicted model, not a curated record. Gene Ontology annotation, biological process: iron ion transport.
CCCAGGUAUAGGAGCACCAGGAAUAUCAGGGCAGGGAUUUUAGGGAGAGGACACACGACGUGGGACAGACACAAUGCUGUUCCUUCAAAUGCAUCCCUAGAUGAAUAGAUGCUACACUGCUGAAGCUUUGUUCAUCUCUGUGGAAUUCCUGGUAUGAGAAGGCAGAGCGUCAGGGUAGAGAGAAGAUCCUUACUGAGCUGCUGUAAUGAUGAAGACAGUGAUUUUAAUUGUCCUAAUCACCUUCUCUUUGCUGGCUUCAGGGAAGAAAUUCCGAUGGUGCACCCUUUCUGACCUGGAACAAAGAAAGUGUGCUGAGCUCUCCAAGGCGCUUACAGCUGUGCUUCCCCUCACUACUGCCAGUUCUUUUACUAGGAUUUCUUGCAUCAGAGCCCACAAUACAUAUGACUGCAUUGAUAAAAUCAGGGCAAAUAAAGCAGAUGCUGCCUCCUUGGAUGCUGGAGAUGUUUACUCUGCUGUAAAGCUGUACGGUUUGGCAGUGGUGGCAAAGGAGAUCUAUGAUCAAGGAAACUGUGUGUUUGCUGUAGCCAUUGCCAAACGAGGAACCCUGGAUAUCCAGAGCCUGCGAGGGGUGCGCAGCUGUCACAAUGGAGCCAGGUGGACAUCAGGCUGGAAUAUUCCACUUGGCUUUCUCCUUGCAAGAAAUUAUCUUUCCUGGGAUGAGGCACAACCUCUGAGCCAAGCAAUUAGUGAGUAUUUCAAUGCAAGCUGCAUCCCUGGGGUUGGUCUUGCUGCUCCCCGACUGUGUGCUCUGUGCCAAGGACAAAAAUCCUAUGUCAGAGACAGGAACCACUUCUGUGAGACAAGCAAUAAUGAACCCUUCUAUGACUCUGAGGGAGCCUUCAGGUGCUUGAAGGAUGGAGUGGCAGAUGUUGCCUUUUUAGAUCAUCUAAGAAUUAUGAGUGCCACAGAUUCAGAACAGCAGGAAUAUGAACUCUUGUGUCCUGAUGGGUCCACAGCUGAGCUGACUGAAUACAGCACCUGUAACCUGGGCAAGGGGCCUGGCCGCGGCAUCGUCACCCGCAGCAACUUCCAGAAGAUCACCAACAAAUUUCUUAGCAUGAUCCAACGCCUCUUUGGGCAUAAAGGAAAGGAAAGAGACAGAUUUGAACUCUUCAGUUCAGCAUCCUUUGGGGGAAAGAACCUGCUGUUUCGAGAUGCCACUCAGCACCUGCAGCUUCUUGAGGAGCAGCUGGAAAUUGCCUAUGUCCUUGGCCUGGAUUAUGUAGCUCUCCUGAAGGGACUUGGCCAUGAAGGGAGCUCUUUGGACAACAGCGUUGUGCGCUGGUGCUGCAUCAGUGAUGCUGAGCUUCGCAAAUGUGAGGAGUGGGCACUGAACAUCAAAUCCGACCCAUUAGUCUGUGUCCAAGCCACUUCCAUGACCAAAUGCAUUGAAAUGAUCAAGAGUAGUGAGGCAGAUGCAGUCACCCUGGAUGCAACACAUGUGUACAUUGCAGGAAGAUGUGGACUGGUGCCUGUAGCUGCAGAAUGCUAUGGGGGAGAUUGUGCCCCAGCAGCUGAGACCAUGGAGAAAACGGGGAAACUAAGUAAUCUGAAGCACAAAGCACUACCACCGGUUUAUGCUGUUGCCCUAGCUAAGAAAAGUGCCAAACAGAUUCACAUCCAUAACCUUAGGGGAAGGCGAUCCUGCCACAGUCACCUGUACAGUCCUGGAGGAUGGCUACUUCUGUCCAGACACACAGUGGGAGCUCAGCAGAAUGAUACUGAGAACUGUGAUAUUGCCUCUGCUUAUCAGAAUUACUUUUGGAAGGGCUGCAUGCCAGGAGCAGAUGGAAACCUGUGCAAGGUGUGCAUCGGAGGUGGUGAGGUAGAAGGAGCUCGAGUGUCCAGCAGAUGUGCUGCAAAUCACAAUGAACAUUACUAUGGCAAUAUGGGAGCACUCAGGUGCCUAGUUGGCAAUCCCAGUGGAAGAAGCUUUGGAGAUGUAGCUUUCCUGGAACACUCAAACCUGCUCCAGAACAUAGAGGAUCUGGGCAGCUCUGGUUGGGCAAAGGGUUAUACACCCCUCGACUUUGAACUGCUAUGUCCAGACGGAACACGUGCCGCAGUCACGGAAUGGGCAGGCUGUAACCUGGGCCCCAUUCCCCCCAGCGCAGUCAUGACUCGACCUGUCACUGUCACUAAAAUCUCUGACUUUCUACUGAAAUCUCAGGAAUCUCUGGGAAGCAAAUUGGAUUCGGAGUUCCAGCUCUUUCAGUCAUGGAAGUAUGGUGAAAGUGAUCUGCUUUUCAAAGACACUGCUCAGUACCUUGUUCAUGCAAGUCACCUGAGCUAUCAGGACAUCCUUGGAGAAUCUUUCAUGCAGCUGGCAGAAUCAGUGUUCAAUUGCACACCUGCAGGCAUCUUGGACUUCUGCAAACAGGAUAUCUGUGCAUUCUCAUCCAACUGACAGCUCAUACAAAGGCUUUGCAGGGCACAUAAUACCUGCUUAGAACAAGGAAAAGAACAACAUGCAAGUCCAA